GAGGCAGCCCUUAGCUCGUGGAAGGGGCGGAACCGGGAUCUCGCCCAGUCCUAGAGGAGCCGGAAGUGCCUAGGGAUUGCGGGGCCGGAGACACUUACCUGCUGACCCUGUACCCUCAGGUAGAAGCGGCGGCUCCGGGAACCCGGAGUCCAGUGGGCAGCUCCCCAGAGGCUCGCGGCGCCCUGGAUGGCCUUACCCGGUGCCCCGAUUUGACAGAAGUGAGCAUCGCACUUGGAGAAGGGAGGGGGCCCCACGGCCGACUGGGAUCAGAACCCACGUCUUCAGGCGCACCUCCCAGCUCAUCAGGGCUGCCCAUCUGCGGAGGCAAUCCGAGGACCACCAGGACCACACACCGGAAGCCUGAGCCAUGAACUACAUGGGGCAGCUGGCGGAGACUGUGUUCGGCACGGUGAAGGGCCUCUACCGGGGCCUGAACCCGGCCACGCUGAGCGGGGGCAUCGAUGUGCUGGUGGUGAGGCAGGUGGACGGCUCCUUCCGAUGCUCGCCCUUCCACGUGCGCUUUGGCAAGCUGGGCGUCCUGCGCUCGCGGGAGAAGGUGGUGGACAUCGAGAUCAAUGGGGAGCCCGUGGACCUGCACAUGAAGCUGGGGGACAGUGGGGAGGCCUUCUUCGUCCAGGAGCUGGAGAGCGAUGAGGAAGACGUGCCUCCCCGCCUGUGCACGUCACCCAUCCCUUGGGGGGGCCUGGCGGGGUUCCCUUCGGACUCCCCGCUGGGCACCACCAGCGAGCCUGACGCCAGCAUCGCGGGCAUGGUCCCCACCGGGCGGAAGAAGAAACGGCGCAGGAGGAAGACCAAGCGGAAGGAGGACACGGCGGCCGCCGAUUCUAGUUCAGAGGAGCUGGAGGCAGGCGCUGAGAGUGAGCCAUCCCUGCUGGAAAAGCCGAGGCCGGAGCCCCCGGGGCUUCCACGCCCUGCCCAGGGUACCUGUCCUGUCAGGGACCGUUUAUUUCCCUGUGGCCCCCUCAGCAGCAUCCAGCAGGAAGGGGAGUCCUCACCGGAGCCCAAAGACAUCUACCCCUACUCUGACGGCGAGUGGCACCCCCAGGCCAGCCUCUCGCCAGGUGAGCUAACAUCUCCCAAGAGUGACUCGGAGCUGGAACUGCGGAGCCCCGAACCCAGCCCCCUGAGAGCGGAGUCCCACAUGCAGUGGGCCUGGGGGAGGCUGCCGAAGGUGGGCAAAGCUGAAUGGCCCGAGUCCUCGGUGGUCGCUGAUGCCAACUCCAGGACAGCCUCUCCGCCUAAGGGGGCGCCCAGCACCCCCUCCGCCUCUGUGAUUAGCGUGGACCCUCCAGGACCCCCAACCCUGAAGACAGGGGCUGGCACUGACCUUCUUCAGCCUGACACGGAGGUGCCUGCUCUGGCGGGUUCCCCUCUCUCUGCCCCUGAGAGGGAGGAAACCAAGACUCAGAGUUCGGGGGACGCGGGCCCCCGUCCUCCAUCCAAAUCCUGGAGCUGGGCUGCUUUAGAAGACCCCGCUCACACCCGCAAGCCAGAGGGGGUGUCCCAGAGGAAAGGUUCCCUGAAGAGAAGCCAGCACCUGGGCCCCAGUGACAUCUACCUGGAUGACCUGCCCUCCCUGGACUCUGAGAAUGCAGCCCUUUACUUCCCCCAGAGCAGCGGUGGGCUGGGGGCCAGGAAGUGGAGUGCUCCUGACAGCGUGAAGCCGCUGGGGGACUGCAACCCUGAGCAGGAGCCAGAGCCCGCUGCGGACACAGCAGGCACUGUGGUGCUGUCCCUCUGUGGGGGCCUGGCCGAUGGCAGGGACGUCUCAGCGGAGAAGUUCAACCAGCACAUGGUCUCCUACCAGGACCUCGCCCGAAACCCCGGCCUGCUGGACGACCCGAACCUGGUGGUGAAGAUCAAUAAGCAGCAUUAUAACUGGGCUGUAGCUGCCCCCAUGAUCCUGUCCCUGCAAGCCUUUCAGAAAAACUUGCCCAAGAGCACCAUGGACAAGCUGGAGAAGGAGAAGAUGCCCCGGAAGGGAGGCCGGUGGUGGUUUUCCUGGCGACGCAGGGAUUUCCCGGCCAAGGAGUGCAGCGCCCAGAGGGAGAAAACCACAGCACGGGAGCAGCAGGGGGAGAAGACAGAAGCCCUGAGCAGUGAGGAUGACACCCUGGACAGCCCCGUCAUCCUGGAGGCCCCCUCCCCGCCCCCCUCGCCCCCAGCCCACGCCCCUGCCUACAAGAAGUCCCUCCGCCUCUCCUCCAGUCAGAUCCGGCGCCUGAACCUGCAAGAAGGUGCCAACGAUGUGGUCUUCAGUGUGACCACCCAGUACCAGGGCACCUGCCGCUGCAGGGCCACCAUCUACCUGUGGAAGUGGGACGACAAGGUGGUCAUCUCCGACAUCGACGGCACCAUCACCAAGUCGGACGCGCUGGGCCACAUUCUGCCCCAACUGGGGAAAGACUGGACACAUCAGGGCAUCACCAGUCUCUACCACAAAAUACACCUAAACGGGUACAAGUUCCUCUACUGCUCGGCACGGGCCAUCGGCAUGGCCAACCUCACCAAGGGGUACCUGCAGUGGGUGAGCGAGGCGGGCUGCGGCCUCCCCAAGGGCCCCAUCCUGCUGUCCCCCAGCAGCCUCUUCUCCGCCCUGCACAGGGAGGUGAUAGAGAGGAAGCCAGAGGUGUUCAAGAUCGCCUGCCUGAGUGAUGUCCAGCAGCUCUUUCUGCCCCAGGAACAGCCCUUCUAUGCCGCCUUUGGGAACAGGCCCAAUGAUGUCACUGCCUACCGGCAGGUCGGCCUGCCUGCCUGCCGCAUCUUCACGGUCAACCCCCGGGGAGAGCUCAGCCAGGAGCUGAUGAAGAACCACAAGUCCACGUACGAGCGGCUCAGCGAGGUGGUCGAACUCCUCUUCCCGCCCGUGGCCCGCGGCCCCAGCACAGACCUGGCCCACCCUGAAUACAGCAACUUCUGCUACUGGCGGGAGCCGCUGGCCCCCGUGGACCUUGAUGCCUUGGCCUGAGCCUGCCUCCGGCUGCCCGCCGACCAUGGCCCAGCCCAGAACUGACUGUGUCCCAGGGCAUGUGGGUCAGAAAGCCAGGUGCCUGCUUGGCCAACCCGCUGAAGGUGGGGGGCGGGGGGGGUGCUGUGAGCUGGCCUUGGCCUCUCCUGUCCCUGGGUCUUGGCCAGCUGGGCUACGGUCAGGGGGCAAGGGGGCCGCUGCUUCAGGCCCCGGCAUGGCCCUGCCCUGUAGCCAGGAAAUGACUGGGUCCUUGCAGGGUUCUCUACACCCUUGAUGUCUCUUUCCUUCUCACCCGGGACCCGGACUCAACUCCUGACAGGACAGAGAUGAGAGAGAGGCCCCUCUGAGGCUUGAGGCCUGUACGCCCAGGAGAGGGGUGAUGGCAGCUAACCAUCCAGGGAAGAAAUUGUCUUCCAACCCUCUGUGGGGAGCCUGCACUGUGCCCUCUGAAGCCAGAUCCUCCAUAGCCCCGGCCCCUUCCCACAGCUCUGGAGCCAGCCAGAUAUUACCAUGGAGCCCCACCGGUGCCCUGGUGUCUCAGCCUAUCCGGACCCCAGAGGUGCUGGGACCCCCCCCCAGCCUCUGGGGAGGGAGAUGCCACAUACCCAGACCCUCCCCGCACCUCCACUGAGGACACAGCCCAAGACUCUGCCUGCCCCCCCACCCCCAGCCCUUGCUGGUCAUUCCACCACCCACACAGCCGCUGCAUGAGUUUCUGUCCGAGGGGCUGUGGGAAGCAGGGCCAACACCCCUCUGCCGCCAUCCCUCCCGCCGCCUUUGGGGAAGAAAGGACCUUUAGACAGGCUAAAAGCUUUAAUCCAGGCCUGCCCUACCCACCCCCCGACCACCACCCCUAGCACCAAAGUGGAGGGCAGAACACCAAAUGUCAGGAACGCAGAAGGCGGGGCUGCGAGCUACCACGGGGGCACCCAGGCCCCCGUGGGGAAACCGAGGCCAGAAGCCUCAGCAGGGAUGGGUCUCCGCGGGGUAUGUGAGCCAGACGAACACUUGUGUUCUCAUGUUGUCAUACCUGAAUUUCUCACCCUGUUGUGAACAUCCACGCAGGGCCGGGGUUUUCCAAGGAUGUCGGAAACUAGGCCUGGAGCCCUUGCUCUCCAGCCGUGGCCUCCUGCCCAGGGUCUGGCCUCAUUCGGGCCAUGACGUACAUGAGGGCUGCCCUCCAGAGGGAGGCUCUAACCUGGGGCGGGGGGUGGAUUUUCCCCCAAAUGGAAAGCAGGGGACCAAGCAGGGACCAGAGUACCCUAGAAACAUCUUUGGGGAAGGGAAGGAAAAAAAGGAUAAAUUACAGUGGGAGGGGCCUCCAAACAUCCUUUCCGCCAGGAAAACACAGCUGCCUAAGCCCUCACCUUGGGGGAGGAUCAGAAGGAAUAAAGAGUGCUCUCGCCGA
Cervus elaphus (red deer) is the source of this 4397-nucleotide messenger RNA. It is a transcript of the gene LPIN3, whose product is annotated as lipin 3. Gene Ontology annotation, molecular function: phosphatidate phosphatase activity; transcription coactivator activity. The record is from RefSeq and is a predicted model, not a curated record. The coding region runs from base 368 to 2989 and encodes 873 amino acids. Gene Ontology annotation, biological process: cellular response to insulin stimulus; positive regulation of transcription by RNA polymerase II; fatty acid catabolic process. NCBI's taxonomy places the organism in Eukaryota, Metazoa, Chordata, Mammalia, Artiodactyla, Cervidae. The transcript is spliced from 21 exons. Gene Ontology annotation, cellular component: nucleus.